Molecule: messenger RNA, 1212 nt
Organism: Chaetomium globosum CBS 148.51
Lineage: Eukaryota; Fungi; Ascomycota; Sordariomycetes; Sordariales; Chaetomiaceae
Exons: 3
Coding region: 1-1212 (403 amino acids)
Biological process (GO): fungal-type cell wall organization
Cellular component (GO): plasma membrane; fungal-type cell wall
Source: RefSeq, a predicted model, not a curated record
AUGUUUGUCAAGCAACUUCUUCCUGCCCUCGUGGCAAUCGGCUCGGCCGCAGCCCAAUCCGCGACCUGCACCGUGUCUACGACCACCAUCAACGGCCAGGCCGAGGCCACCAAGCUCGCCGGCUGCGGUACUGUUAAGGGCACUGUCGUGCUCGGCUCCCAGGGCGGCGCGACGGUUGAGCUGUCGGGCCCGAAGGAGAUCACUGGCAAUCUUAUUGUUGAGAACAACGGCAUGCUGGAGACCUUCUCAAGCCCCAGCUUGCAGAAGAUCGGCGGCACCUUCAGGCUCCAGAACGUCACUUUCCUCACCUCGCUCCAGUUUCCCAAGCUCACCGAGGCCCAAUCGAUUGAGUGGGGGUCGGUCACCCGUCUGGACAGCGUCACCCUGGGACCCCUGGACAAGGCCGACAACGUCCGGGUUAGCGAUACCUUCCUGGACAACCUGGACGCCUUCUCGCUCACUACCGUCAAGAAGUUGACGCUCGACAACAACCGCCGCCUCUCGAAGUACACGUCCCAGUUGACGUCGCUCAGCGACAGGCUCGUCAUCCAGGCCAAUGGUCUUGAGCUCGAAGUCGACCUGUCCAGUCUGAAAUGGAUCAACGACAUGGAGAUUGCCAACGUGACCAAGUUCUCCGUCCCUGCUCUCCAGGUCGUCAACGGCUCCGCUCUCUUUGACUCCAACCGAUUCCCGACCUUCAGCGCCCCUAAUCUGACCCACACCGAGAAGGGCGACAUCUCCUUCGUUGGCAACGGCUUCCUCAAGAACAUGACGUUCCCGAAGUUGACCGACAUUGCCGGCGGUCUGCUCAUCGCCAACAACACUGGGCUGGACGAAGUCACUUUCUUCCCCAAGCUGAGGAAGGUCAGCGGCGCUGUCAAGCUCCGCGGCAACUUCACCACCGUCGACUUUCCGUCGCUUGAUAACGUCAAGGGUGCCUUCGAUGUUUCUAGCACUGCUAACAUCAGGAAGUCGUGCGACAAGCUGGGGGAGAAGGCUCCCCGCAGCCAGGGCGGUGAUGGCUCUAUCGAGGGUGUCUUCACCUGCACGGCCGACAACGAGAAUGCCAACGAGGACACCGACGGCUCGACCUCGAACUCCGGCAACGUCGACGGCACCGAUGGUAGUGAUGAGAACGGCGCCUCGGGCCCCGUCUUCAACGCUGCCCUCUUCGGUCUCGUUGCUGUCGCUGGCCUCGCCUCGGCUCUCUAG